Messenger RNA from Procambarus clarkii (red swamp crayfish), 2247 nucleotides. NCBI's taxonomy places the organism in Eukaryota, Metazoa, Arthropoda, Malacostraca, Decapoda, Cambaridae. The record is from RefSeq and is a predicted model, not a curated record.
AUGGCUGACAGAGAGGAGACGAGAGAGACGGAGAGAACGCGCUUGGAAGGAGAAGCGAGGGUAAAGGAGGAAUUCGAGGUUAUAAAUAAAGAUGGAUCCGGUAACAUCGUAAAAGACGGCUAUGUUGGUAAUGGUGCUGAAGAAGGGGACUUCGAGGAGCUGGCGGAUGUAGAUAGCUUCGAGGAGCUGCUCGAGGUGGUGGGGACGAACGGCCGCUGGAACCUGCUCCUCUUCGUACUGUGUUCUUAUUCCGGGUUCAUCACGGGGUUCCCGGUGUUCUCCAGCGUGUUCCUGGGGGCUACUCCCGACCACUGGUGCCACGUAGGGCCGCUGGUGCAGGCCAACUGGAGCCACCAGCAGAUCCUGGCCUUCGCCAUACCCUACAGCAACGAGACAGGGAAGCAUGAGAGCUGCCGGAUGUACGACAUGGACUACAGUACGGUGGCUGAGCUUGGGUACGAGGGCGCUGUGGGCGUCGGGCGACCAGCAGACGCCCUGACCAAGCCUUGCUCCAGCAGGGACUUUAACCUCACUCAGUACCAGUUAACAGUCACCACGCAGUGGGACUUGGUGUGUGAGCGGAGGGCCAUCUACUCUACUACUCAAGCAGCGGUACAAGGGGGAAUGCUGCUUGGCAACCUCAUUUACGGCUAUCUCCUUGACAGGUUUGGUCGGCGGCCCGUGGUGCUGUGGUCGGGAGCACUCUACGUCAUGGCGGGAUUCAUUGCCGCCGUAGCCCCCAAUGUUGAGGUCUAUAUAUUUCUCGUGGUAGUCCUCUCCUGCAUGGCCGCCGGAGCCUACCUGGGAUGCUUCGUCCUUCUGAUGGAGACGUGCGCCAUCAGGGAGCGCUCCAAGAUCGGGACACUCUUCGUGGUACCUUGGGCGCUGGGCUACAUGCUGGUACCUGGUAUUGCUUACCUGGUCAGGACUUGGAAGUGGCUCCAGGCUGCUAUCACCCUCCCUGGGCUUCUCUUUGCGUUUCAUUACUGGUUACUGCCGGAGUCUCCUCGUUGGCUCAUUCUUCAUAACCAACACCAGAGAGCGCUCGAAGUCCUUCGCGGGGCCGCUAAGAUCAACCGCAAAAAGCUGCCCCCUGACCACCACAUCCUGGCCGCCAUGCAUAACAUAAUGGCAAUGGGAGGGGUCACCAGGCUAACCAUAGCCUGUGCUUCUUGCUCCGCUCCUGUGCCAGGUAAGAUACGGGCUCACCAUAGCCCGUGCUACUUGGAACUUGUUCCGAGUAGCUGUAUCUAUAACAACAACAACAACAACGAGGGAGGGAAUGGUAAGUUGGAAGACUGGCAGGAGAAGCAGCCGACGUUGCUGGAGCGAGCGGUGAGGGUGCUGAAUAGCCUAACAUCGCUCCUGCGGCUGAAGUCCCUCCGUCAGAGAACCCUCAUAAUCUUCUUUUGUUGGUUCACCGCCGCUAUGGUUUACUACGGCAUCUCCCUUAACGCCCCCACCCACAGUACGGACACCUACAUGUACAUCUUCCUGGGGGGAGUGUUGGAGGUACCCUCCUACCUCCUGCUGUGGCCUACCAUCGUCUUCCUGGGCAGGAUCAAGCCCCUCACCUUCCUCUACUUGUUUAGCGCCAUCGUCAUUCUACUCAUGUCCAUGUUCAUUAUCUUCAUCCCUCAGACACCGCUGGGAGUGAUGCUGCUGGUGUCUUUGAGCGGCAAGAUGGCCAUCACUGCGGCGUUCCACUUGAUAUGGGUGGUGACCGCUGAGCUCUUCCCCACACAGUACCGCUCCCUCGCCGUCGGCCACGCUAGCGUCGUCGCCAGGAUCGGCAGUAUCCUCUCCCCGUAUAUCAACGACAUCCUGGGAAUGUUGGUAGUGUGGGCGCCCGCCAUGGUCUUCGGGUUGAUGUCCCUGGUCGCCGGCGGCCUCUGCCUACUGCUGCCGGAGAGUAAGGGACGCCACCUGCCGGAGGGCGACCACUUGGAGCAUUCACUACCUGGAGAUAAAGAAGAGGCUCCCACGGGAUCGUUUUCUGAAAUAAAAACAGCAUAAUUGAACAGCUAACGCUGCCUGUCUCCCCGGGAGACAGAACAAUAUCCAAAAUUCGAAUAUCAUGGUUGAUUUGUUUCUGAGAGGGACGGACAGGGGUAACUGCUUCUGAAAACUGCUUUGUUACCUGUGGUCAAAGUGCCAGGAUGCGCACCACACCUGGAGCAUGUACCUUACUCACCAACAGUACAUCUCGUCGAAGCAAAUAAUUAUGUUAUAAAGAUCGGUCGUCCU